AUGCAAGCCAUUCGCGUCUAUCCCGCGCCUCCCGAAACCACCCCCUAUUCGCCCUCCAAUCCCGCCCCAUCUACCGCUCUACAGUUAGACCACAAUGUGCCCAUCCCAAGGCCAUCCCAACUCGGGGAGCUUCUGGUCCGUGUCAAAGCCACAACCAUCAUUCGCGACAUGUUAAAGUGGCCCGAAACCUACGCGCAUGAAUACUCCAUCCCCGGCAACGAUCUCGCCGGAAUUGUGACCGAAGUCUUCUCGCCCGACAGCAAGUUCAAGCCAGGCGACAAGGUCUUCGGUAUGGUCCAUGUAGACCGUGCCGCAACAUGGGCCGAAUACACCGUCGUCAAAGAGGAUGAAGUCGUCCUGAUCCCGACCGCAUUCACUUUUGCUCAGGCAGCGGCGUUGCCACUCAGCGCCCAAACCGCCUAUGAGGCCUUAUUUGACCACGCCCGAAUCCCCAUUCCCACUGUGGAGGAGGUCAAGACCCGGUCUGUAUGUAGAAAAGCCCAACGGGUGCUGAUUACCGGGGCUGCGGGUGCAGUGGGAGUGUAUCUCAUUCAGCUUGCAGCAGCGGCGGGCGUAAAGGUAGUGGCCGCUACCAGUUCCAAUGCGCGCAAUGAGGAGUUUCUCCGGAGUCUUGGAGUGGAUGACGCAGUUGAGUACGGUAUGCUGGAACGUUAUCGAGGGGAGUUCGAUGUCAUUAUUGACGUCGUUGGCGGGGAGCUGUUGGAGAAGUGCUGGGAGUAUGUGACGGAGACGGGCCUGCUGGUUUCUGUGGAUUCUGGGAGCUUCAACUUUGUGCAAGAGCAUGAGAAGCGUGGCCUGUGCAGGACCGGUGUGCGUGCUUUAUUUUUUAUUGUGAAGGGCAGUACUGAAGCGUUACACUAUCUUGCUGAUCUGGUGGAGGUGGGAGCCGUCCGAUCUUUCGUGGUGGACGAUUACCCCCUUGCCAAGGCACCAGAGGCGUACGAUCUUGCGAACGGACGGUAUUUUGGACGUGGAAAAUUCAUCCUUUCCAUCUGA
Messenger RNA from Penicillium lagena, 1017 nucleotides. RefSeq names its product NADP-dependent oxidoreductase. The transcript has a single exon. NCBI's taxonomy places the organism in Eukaryota, Fungi, Ascomycota, Eurotiomycetes, Eurotiales, Aspergillaceae. Gene Ontology annotation, molecular function: oxidoreductase activity. The coding region runs from base 1 to 1017 and encodes 338 amino acids. The record is from RefSeq and is a predicted model, not a curated record.